UCUGUGCUGGAAACGUCGUGUUUCGUUUCGUUUCUUGUUGAUGAGUACGUUAUUUAUUUAAAAUAUUUUCAUUACAAACAUUCGUGAAGUUUGUUCGAACGGUCUUCGAUACAUACUUUUAGUGCACCACUUUAUUGAAAAUGGGUUCAAGCAGUAAAAAGCAUAAGGAUCGUGAAUCUAGGAAAAAAAGACCUGCAUCAGAGUUGGACGAAGUUGAGUCGCCUAGAGAAAAAAGGCACAAGCAUCAUCAUAAACAUAAGCAUCGUAGGGACAAAGAAAAGAAAAGGGAAAAAUCUAAACCAAACUACACAAGUGAUGAUUCUGAUGUAGUGGAAGUUCAAGUUGAACAGAAUACAAGAAAAUCAUCACCUGAAAGGCCCAGUGUUAAUGCAAGCAAUUCUGAAGAAGCAAAUAAUGGUGCUUCUGUUGAUAGCUUAUCUAUUGAAGAAACAAAUAAACUAAGAGCCAAAUUAGGAUUGAAACCACUAGAAGUAGGUUCAUCUUCCACAUCACAUAAUUCUAGAGAACCAGGAGAAAGUGAUGAUAAAUAUAAAGAUGAUUGGGGUGAAUUCCACCAUAAGCCAGCAGAAAACUGGUCAGACAAAGCACAACAAGAAAAAAUACGGGCCAAAUUAGCUGAACAGAAAGAAAAAAGACGACUCCAGAGUCGAUACUCAAAGGUUAAAUCGCUUGGACAAAGUGAUAGUGAAGAAGAUGUUAAUUCUUGGAUCGAUAAAAGUCGAAAGCUGGAUCAGGUUAAAAGGGAAGCCGAAAGAAGGGCUAAGGCUUUGGAAGAAUUAGAUGCUCAAUUUGGAAUCAAUGAAAUCAUUGAAUCUGAAGUGAGAGACAGAAAAAGACACCAGUACACGGCCAGAGACCUCAAAGGCUUAAAAGUGGAUCAUAACAUUGAUGAUAUUAUAGAAGAAAAAAAUGUUAUUUUAACACUUAAGGAUAAAGGUGUUUUGGAAGAAGAAGAUGAUGUUUUGGUGAAUGUAAAUAUGGUGGAUGACGAAAGGCACAAAAAGAAUCUUGAGAACAGGAAAAAAAGCAGCGUUUAUAACAAGUUCGAAGAAGAGUUCGAUCAAUUCGGCAAUCCCAUUGAAAAGUCGGUACUUUCUAAAUACGACGAGGAAAUACACGGCGAGAAGAAAGAAACCUUCACCCUCGGUUCAGACAUAUCGUUUGAAGCUAGGAAACAGCAGGCGAUAAGCGAAGCUGAAAGAGCUAACCAAACAAAGAAGAAAUUAGAGAAGAUUGCCGAGAAAGAAUUGAAAUUGGCCUCGGAGUAUUACGACGAGACGGAGAUGGCCAAAUUCAAGAAACCCAAGAAGAAGGUUAGGAAAAUCAGACCCAAGGGAAAGCUGUUAUCCGCAGAUGACUUGGAAAACAUGACUAGGGAAGCUAAAAAUGUCGAUUCGAAAAAAUUUAAUAUCAAACUGGAUGACUUGAAUAUAGAUGACACACCUGAAAUUAGUGUUCCGACAGACUUCAGCAUAGACGAAAAAGAUGAUGAACUCGAACAGGCCAUACACAGGGCUAGGAAAAUAAAACAAAGGGAAAAUGUGGUUGCAGAACUCAUUCAAAAUACGGUCAUCAAAACGGAAAUCAAGGAAGAGCCCAUCGACGGUAGUAUCGUAUUGAACACAACUGCAGAAUUCUGUAGAACUUUGGGUGAUAUUCCAACUUACGGAAAAGCAGGUAACAGGGAUGAAGCUGAAGAGUUGGACAUGGACUUUGAAAGCAACGUGAAGGAAGAUAAUUCCGAUGAAGACGUUGAAAUAAUCGAACCAACAGGUUGGAACAGCAUCGAUCCCAACGUGUCUGUUAAAGUUGCCGAAGUUAAACCUCAAGAGGUUCAAAUUUUGGACGAAGAACCAGACGUUAGUAAGGGAAUGGGAGCUGCCCUCAAAGUUGCCAUGAGCAAAGGUUACCUUGAAAAAGAAAUCAAAAACCGGCCGAGCAAUUCAAGGCUUGCUCACUUACAAGCCCAGCAUUAUUCAAUCGAAGACAAAGUGUAUGGGGAAGACGGUGAAAGGGGAGGCAGGAGAGGCGAUCGUUAUGCUGGACCAAUACAAGAUUUCAAGGAAAAAGAUGGAUUCAAACCCAAUGUCAAGUUGGAAUAUAUCGAUGAUGAUGGAAGAAUAUUGAAUUCAAAAGAAGCCUUCAGAUAUUUGUCACAUAAAUUCCAUGGGAAAGGGCCAGGAAAGAAUAAGGUCGAGAAGAGAAUCAAAAAGAAUGUACAAGAACAGUUGAUGAAGAAGAUGAGUUCUACUGAUACACCAUUAGGAACACUCAACAUGUUGCAAGCAAAACAGAAAGAAAGCCAGUCCCCUUAUGUGGUUCUUUCAGGAAAUAAGCAGUCCCAAAGUACUAUGAUUUCGAAGAUACCAAGGCACUAGAUACAAAGCAAUUGUAUAUUAUAAAUAGUAAUUAUUAUAGUAGAAAGUAAUAAAAACAAUGUAAUUGGGUAA
Messenger RNA from Coccinella septempunctata (seven-spotted ladybird), 2471 nucleotides. RefSeq names its product U4/U6.U5 tri-snRNP-associated protein 1. Gene Ontology annotation, cellular component: U4/U6 x U5 tri-snRNP complex. Gene Ontology annotation, biological process: mRNA cis splicing, via spliceosome; maturation of 5S rRNA. Lineage: Eukaryota; Metazoa; Arthropoda; Insecta; Coleoptera; Coccinellidae. The transcript is spliced from 7 exons. The coding region runs from base 141 to 2399 and encodes 752 amino acids. The record is from RefSeq and is a predicted model, not a curated record.